ACUAUUUAUUAUAUGCCAUUCCAGUGUAACAUUAUGCGCAAUAUUUGUAUCCACUUAAAAUAUAUGCUUUCUGAUUUGUAUAAAGAAUAAUAUGUGGGGAAAUUUUAUGCACUAUUGGCAUCAGUAAUGGAAUAACAGAAAUGGUUGCAAAAUGCGCAAUUAAGGUUGAAUUGGUUAAUGAUAGCUUUACUGAAUUAAAAGGUGAGAUUGCUGGUCCACCAGACACACCAUACGAGGGAGGUAAUUUUGUACUCGAGAUUAAAGUUCCCGAGACAUAUCCCUUCAAUCCUCCUAAAGUGAGAUUUAUAACAAAAAUAUGGCAUCCUAAUAUAUCUUCGGUAACAGGUGCUAUUUGUUUGGAUAUAUUGAAAGAUCAAUGGGCUGCAGCUAUGACUUUGCGCACUGUAUUGUUAUCAUUACAAGCUUUACUGUCUGCAGCAGAACCAGAUGAUCCACAAGAUGCAGUAGUAGCUAAACAAUAUAAAGAACAUCCAGAAAUGUUCCGUCAAACUGCCAAACAUUGGACAUUUGUAUAUGCAGGUGGACCAGCAAAAAUGCCUGAUUUAGAUGAUAAAAUAAGGCGGCUAACAGAUAUGGGAAUUGAAGAACACAAUGCAAGAGUUGCUUUAUCUUCAUAUAAUUGGGAUUUGGAACGUGCCACUGAGCAACUCUUCAGUUAGUGAUAACUGUAUAGUUAAUAUGUCAUGCAAAAGCACUGUUCAUUUUGUCAUUACGAAACUUCCGCAACACUAUGCCCAGUUAUUGAUACCAUAGCAGUUUCAUAAUCAAAUUCAGCACUUGUAACGACAAUAUUUCGAUGACAAACAAAAUCAUGGAAAAUUCAUUUAAUAUCUUUAAAUAAUAGUCAUUUAUUUAACUUGUAAAAUAGGCAUGAAAAAAAUCAAUAACUAAUAAAAUCUGUUAAGUCUAA
Molecule: messenger RNA, 931 nt
Organism: Osmia lignaria (orchard mason bee)
Lineage: Eukaryota; Metazoa; Arthropoda; Insecta; Hymenoptera; Megachilidae
Gene: Ubc4
Product: ubiquitin conjugating enzyme 4
Molecular function (GO): protein binding
Source: RefSeq, a predicted model, not a curated record